Molecule: messenger RNA, 1133 nt
Organism: Triplophysa dalaica
Lineage: Eukaryota; Metazoa; Chordata; Actinopteri; Cypriniformes; Nemacheilidae
Gene: psmd14
Product: proteasome 26S subunit, non-ATPase 14
Exons: 11
Coding region: 120-1052 (310 amino acids)
Biological process (GO): proteasome-mediated ubiquitin-dependent protein catabolic process; protein deubiquitination
Cellular component (GO): proteasome regulatory particle, lid subcomplex
Molecular function (GO): proteasome binding; protein binding; metallopeptidase activity
Source: RefSeq, a predicted model, not a curated record
UGUGUAUAUCCCUGUUGUGGUGUGUUUCACGGCGUUAAUUCUGGCUGAUUCAUUGUAGUCGGUCUGAAACUCAAAAGGCUUUCUGACAUUAUAACUUUCUCAUUACACAGAUCUACAUCAUGGACCGGUUGUUGAGGCUUGGAGGAGGAAUGCCUGGACUCAGUCAGGGUCCUCCCACAGAUGCUCCCGCCGUGGACACUGCUGAACAGGUGUACAUCUCCUCUCUUGCCCUGCUUAAGAUGUUGAAACACGGGCGAGCUGGUGUGCCCAUGGAAGUCAUGGGUCUGAUGUUGGGAGAGUUUGUGGACGAUUACACUGUGCGUGUGAUUGACGUGUUCGCCAUGCCGCAGUCAGGAACGGGUGUAAGCGUAGAGGCCGUAGACCCUGUAUUUCAAGCCAAGAUGUUGGACAUGUUAAAGCAGACGGGAAGGCCUGAGAUGGUGGUGGGCUGGUACCACAGUCACCCUGGGUUUGGCUGCUGGUUGUCGGGUGUGGAUAUUAACACACAGCAGAGUUUUGAGGCUCUGUCAGAACGUGCUGUCGCUGUGGUGGUCGACCCCAUUCAGAGCGUCAAGGGAAAGGUUGUAAUCGAUGCUUUCAGGCUUAUAAAUGCCAAUAUGAUGGUUCUAGGUCACGAGCCACGUCAGACCACAUCUAACCUUGGACACCUUAACAAGCCCUCAAUUCAGGCUUUGAUUCAUGGGCUCAACCGGCAUUAUUACUCCAUCACUAUUAACUACAGGAAAAACGAAUUGGAGCAGAAGAUGUUACUGAACCUUCAUAAGAAAAGCUGGAUGGAGGGUCUUACCCUGCAAGAUUACACCGACCACUGCAAACUGAAUGAGACCAUUGUCAAAGAGAUGCUGGAACUGGCCAAAAACUAUAAUAAAGCUGUAGAAGAAGAGGACAAGAUGACCCCUGAACAACUGGCCAUUAAGAACGUUGGAAAACAGGAUCCCAAACGGCAUUUGGAAGAGCAUGUUGAUGUUCUCAUGACAUCCAACAUUGUCCAGUGCCUUGCAGCAAUGCUGGACACGGUUGUGUUUCAGUGAUUUCCCUCUCUGUCUGUGCAUAAAUGUUCAUAUUCUACAGUUGUUUUGUCUUUUUAGGAAAUAAACACAAAAUUCCAGUAA